This is a messenger RNA of Struthio camelus australis, 4298 nucleotides long. The record is from RefSeq and is a predicted model, not a curated record. NCBI's taxonomy places the organism in Eukaryota, Metazoa, Chordata, Aves, Struthioniformes, Struthionidae.
CGUGAGACUUCGCAUGCCCCUCGCUGGGUCCCGCGGUGGAUUUUUUCACGAAUCGCAUUCCUCCUGCAUCUGCGCUCAGAUGACAGCUCUCAGUCGCUGGGCUGGCUGACCGGAGCAGCUCAGCUGAUGCCAAGUGGCGAGUUUCUCGUUCUUGGCUCAGUGGGCAUGGACAGACAAACCAGCUCUAUCGGUCCACGGGGGGGAAACUUCUCCCCGACUCCUGCAUUUAAUCUCUUGGCAGCAGAGAGACUUAGUAACGAUGGCUUAUGGGAUGUUGCAGGUACCAGGCCAUGCAUUUGUUAGCAAAAAUCCACCCUAAACUGAUGCCUGGCUCUUUCUCCCCUCUCUUCCAGAUCAAGGAUGACUGUGAAAGCUGUAAAAAUGUCGUGCGCCACUCCAAAUGUUUAUACUAAAGUGCCUGACGGAGGAUGGGGCUGGACAGUUGCCCUUGCUUUCUUCUUUGUGGAAGCUCUUACAUAUGGUAUUAUAAAAUCAUUUGGAGUCUUCUUUAAGGAUUUGAUGGAAAGCUUUGAUGAAACCAACAGCAGGAUAUCCUGGAUAAUAUCGAUAUGUGUGUUCGUACAGACCUUCACAGCUCCUCUGUCGACGGUGCUCAGCAACCGCUUUGGCCACCGCUUGGUGGUGAUGGCCGGAGGGGUGCUGAUCAGCACCGGCAUGGUCGCGGCCUCCUUCGCCCGCACCGUGGUGGACAUGUAUAUCACCAUCGGUGUCGUUUCUGGCCUUGGAUACUGCCUCUCUUUCCUCCCGACUGUCACCAUUUUAUCACAGUAUUUUGACAAAAGACGUUCGCUGGUCACAGCAGUGGCAUCUACAGGAGAAUGUUUUGCUGUCUUCUCCUUUGCGCCAGCAAUCACUGCUCUGAAGGAGCAGAUCGGCUGGCGAUACAGCCUCCUUUCCGUUGGGGUGCUGCAGCUGAGCAUCGUCAUCUGCGGAUCGCUGCUGCGACCCAUCAUCAUCAAAGAGCAAGAAGUGAAAGUCCAGCCUGCGGAAGAGCCCGCAGAGACAAAGUACAUGCUUGAAAAUGAGCAAACGCGCACCUCAAUAGAGUCCAUUGACUCAGGAGUAGAAAUAACUACCUCACCCAGCAAUGUGCCUGGAAACACCAAAGUAGAGCCGAAGAGUGAAGAACCAAAGGAAAACGUACAGAUCCCUGUUGAAAAUAACAGCACCCCUACAGAACCAAAAACCAAACUACUGGACUUCUCUGUGAUGAAAGACUAUAGCUUUAUCUGUUAUGCGUUUUUUGGUCUAUUUGCUACCCUGGGAUUCUUUGCUCCCUCACUGUACAUCAUUCCCCUAAGUCUCAGCCUUGGCAUCAGCAAAGACCACUCUGCCUACAUACUGUCUGCAAUGGCAAUCGCAGAGGUCUUUGGAAGAAUUUCAGCUGGCUGGGUCCUCAACAGAAAGCCUAUCCGCAAGAUCUACAUUGAACUCAUCUGUGUUAUUCUGCUGUCUGUAGCAUUGUUUGCCUUUCCUUUUGCCUCUGAAUUCUGGGGGUUGAUGACAUGUAGCAUAUUUUUUGGGUUCAUGCUUGGGACAGUGGCAGGCACGCACAUCCCACUGCUGGCAGAAGAUGACGUGGUUGGCAUCGCAAAGAUGUCUUCUGCAGCUGGAGUCUACGUCUUCAUUCAAAGCUUAGCUGGGUUGGCUGGACCACCCCUUGCAGGUGUCUUAGUGGAUACAACACACAACUACAGCUCUGCCUUCUAUUCCUGUGCUGCUGGCAUGGUCCUGGGCGCUGUGUUUCUGUCCCUAGUGAGGCCAUGCAAGGUUGGACUAUGUCAAAGUCAGAAGCGGCGCAUAGAAGAAAACGUGGCAGAAGCCCCACAAGACUUACCGGAGGACUUUAUUGAAAUGGAUUUUGGAAAAGCAGAUAAUUCAGGAAAAGGCUCUGACAGCGUGGCCUAAAAAACUGUUUCUUCUCUGUGUAGUGUACCCAGUGUAAGACUGGGGAACAUGUCAGCUGUGCUCCACCUUUUAAAACUACAUUCUAAAGGGAAUGCAAAAUUUUAAAUGUGAACAGUUGCCAUCAACAACUUUUUUUACUCUUAGAAAGACAACUUCUUUUUUAACCAACAAUGGAAAGUUCCAUAGAAAACACGGAUAGCCACAUAAAAAUAACUUCUGUCUAGCAUGAAGAUGUGAUUCACACUCCUGCUUUCCUGAUAAGUGGCAAGCAUAGGUAAAGGCUUGACCGAUCCCAAGUGAAAAACUGAGAACGGGAACAUCUGAAGCAGCCCAUCGGACUCUUAGCUCAGUCUCUGACUGUCUGAGUUCAUCCCAUACUGCAGCUCUUGCACAGUCAAGAAUUAGACGAUACUAACUAAAGACGAAUAUUUUGCAAGGCAUCAGUAACAAACUGAGUUUUCUUUGAGAAGAACGUGGACUCACGUUUUAGAUUUGAGGAAGAGGCUAGGCUGGAUAGCUGACUUAAAGCAUUGUUAAUGUUCUUCUAAUUAACUUGAACGUCACAAAUGCUGGGAAAUCAGAGGUUCCAUGCAUCUUUAUGGCCAGUUCUUACUGCACAUAUUUCACUACAAGAUCAUUUUUCUUCUCCCAAUUAGUAUCCUUUGAACUGUUUUCUAUUGAUAGUCAGAUCUGAUGUACUGUUUCUAAUUUAACUAGUAUUUAUUAAUUUAUUCUCAGAUUGUUAAAGGCCGUUAGCUUAAAUAACUGGAGAGGAAAAAUAAUCUUUUUGAAUAACAAAGUUAUCUUUCUGUCAAUCCUUUCAAUACCUAUCUUGCAUCGCUAGCUUGUGAAGUUGUUGGGAAACUUAUUUUUAUUUUUACAGCAGAGAGUGUAGCUGUUUUUAAUAGGUAGGUCUUAAAUAACCCAAUUGCUGUUUUGUUUAAAAAACAAACACUACAGGUAAAGCCUCUCUCUCCAUAAGGCCUCAGCUGGUAUAUUUGGACCUAGUUCGAUCGCUUUAACCAGAACCCCAUGCAGCACAGAUUCGGCCCAGUAUGUCUUAAUAUCUAAACAUACCCAAAACUCUCACUCUUGAUAGGUGCACAAGUGCAUCACUGAAUGAAUGUGCAAAACCCCACUGCAGUUAAGCAGGCCGCUGUGGUCUGCCUGGUAUGUCCUCGAACCCCUCGCAGCCCCCCUUCCUCGGUUUCCCCAAAUCCCACUGAAGUCAGCGAGAUGCUUUUUGUUGUUGACUUUAGUGAGAAAUGAACCAGACCCCAUGUGCAUUUUUAAACAUCAUCAGGUUAAGAGAAUUAUAAAAGACAACAUACUAGCUGUUUGUUCAGUCUUAUCUGGAGAGGUUCCUCCUCCCAGUGACGCAAGCUUGCUUACCCCACCUAUAUGCAUCUUUAUGCCUCUAAGCGACUCAGGGGGACAAAAAAGUCUGCUUUGCUUCAAAGAACACAUGGUUUGAAGAAGAAGAAAAAAAACAUUUCUGUGUAUUUAAGUGGAAGUGGCAUCAUGCAUUAACUGCUACACUGACACGUCUGUGUAUUUUACCAGCCAUAGAAAUGUGGGACAAUCUGUUUAAAAAAAAAACAAAAAAACAAAAAAAAAAAAACCCUCCUCUUUGGGAAGGUGCUUGAUUCGUUUUUCUAGUUGUCUUAGAUGUCCAAAAAGUAACAGGCACUCUUGCAACAAAGUGGCUCGAGCAAUUCACUGUCACUGCCUGCGACCUGUUGUGACCAUGCUGCAGUUGUGUGUCCUUUAUGCGCCUCAGCACUUUAUCACGUACAGCAGAACCUCGCCAAGUUGCACCAAUGACUGGAAGACCCCUGACAGCCAACUAGGGUUUUGUGAAUCAGUGAGUAAAUGAACAAAUACAAUGUUGCGUUAAGGUGUACUUUUAUUUAUUGUUAAUUUAUGAUACUUCAAGCGUUUUGGUAAAUGUUCUGUAGAAUAUAAUUGUAAAAUUAUUGAAGUCUUUGUCAUACGAGACCUCACUACAGCACUUUGCUAUUACAACUCUGCUUGGAAGUGGAAUAAGGCCUCCAGGUUUUGUGUGUGUGUGAAAGCUCCCUGUUCUGCAGAUUUACGAGGUUCUACUGUAAUUUUUUUUUUUUACAACAGUUUCCAAUACAGAUCGAGUAACAUGUUUGUCACUGACCUCACCGUACACCUCCGUCUGUCGAUGUAGCUACCAUACCACGCGAGCAGGGGAGCGAGUAUGUGUGCGUGCGGGCUCAGAGACCCAGAAGCAGGCUUUAACGUGUUCAAAGCAGGAUUUACUGGUUUGUUUGUAAUGUACCUAGUGGACUCUGGAAAUACUCUGAAACACUGAGUUUUGCAAUAAACUUUCUCUCUUUUUU